AGUGUUUUUAUCAGUAUUUAUCAUCACAACCUCUUAUUGUUCAGACUUAGAUAUGGUAUUUGACCCUACUUGUAUGUGCCCCUGUAUCAAAAGGACUGGCCUGAGCUUGGCCCUCCCAUUUAAACUGGCCUAUAACCGCCACUGAAAGGUGCCUAUAAAUACAAUGCAUUAUUAUUAUUAUUGUUGUUGUUAUUAUUAUUAGUAGUAGUAGUAACUGAGUUGAUCAACAGUACCUGGACUUCCUAUGGCUCGUGAGGAGGAGGGCUCGAGGAGAGCUCGUGCUGUGAUGGGACUAUCCGUUAGUAGCCUACCCACACAGCCUCCUCCUCUUCCAUCAUGGCUCCGUCGGCAGAAAGGCAAGGAUACUGGGGGCGGCCGACCUCAACGCUGGACUGGUGCGAAGAAAAUUAUGUCGUCUCUUUUUACAUCGCGGAAUUCUGGAACACUGUCAGCAACCUGAUCAUGAUUCUUCCUCCCAUUUAUGGGGCCAUCCAGACAAUUCGUGACGGCCUUGAGCUUCGCUACAUCUGCUCUUUCCUCGGACUUGCGGCUGUUGGUGUUGGUUCCUGGUGCUUCCACAUGACACUGCUAUAUGAGAUGCAGUUACUGGAUGAGUUGCCGAUGAUUUACAGUACAUGCGUCUUUGUCUACUGCCUAUACGAGUGUUUCAAACAAGAGAAGGGCAUCAGCUUAUUUCCUAUUGCAUUAUUAUUCAUCUUUAGUGUCUCAGUCACUGUGGUAUACUUACAGUGGAAGGAGCCAGUAUUUCACCAGGUCAUGUAUGGUGCUCUAGUAGCUUGCCUAGUGAUGCGAUCUAUCUUCAUUGUUACAUGGGUGUACCCAUGGCUCAGACCGCUGUGCUACACCUCCUUAGGAGUCUUUAUGUUAGGGUUCCUACUGUGGAACAUUGACAAUAUCUUCUGUGACAUAUUAAGAGCCAGAAGGCAAACACUACCCCCUGGUGUUGGAGUAAUCACACAGUUCCAUGCCUGGUGGCACAUCUUUACAGGCCUUGGAUCCUACCUGCACAUACUUCUCAGCCUGCAGAUCAGGUCAACCUACCUCAAGUACAGACCAAAUGUAAAGUUUCUUUGUGGAGUUUGGCCCACGUUGCACAUUGAACCACAGAAGACAAGUUGAAAUGAAAUGGAAGGGGAUCAACUGAAGAAUGACGACUGCCAUAUCCAGACACCUUCGGCACAGGGACCUGCCAGUGCCUGCUGCUGAGAACUCCACACAGCUAGGGGACAGGUAGACCCCAAGGUACCACCCCAGGGACCCUUUGCUUCUGCUGGGAUUUUUUUUUCAUAAAUCAUUAUUUGUUAGAAUUGGGUUCUGUGAUCUUAUUCAGGUGUAAUAAAUUCAUUUGCUUAUUCAUUUUCAAAGCAAACAUUACGUGUGAUCUGCUGCAGUGGUAAAUGUUGAGGGGAGUUUUGGUGUUAUCUUAAUUAGGGUUUGGGAAAAGGGAAAACUGUCAUUCAAAAUUUACAUCAGAAUAUUUUUUUGUUAUGAUUCUUCUUCUGUAGGUAUUCAGAUCUCUUCCUGAACUAAAAUACAACUAAGAUUCUUAUUUAUGUGUAGUUUUACAAGUUGCAGAGGGAGCUCUACUUAUGACAUAGUGUUGUCAUAUCCCAUUUCAAGGAGUAUUGUCUUGUUUUUGGGACAGAAACUGCCAACUUGAAAGGGAAAGUGAUACUGUGAUAUUGUGGCUCAGCUGUCUUGACCAGGAGAUCCUCCUUCAUUUCCUUGGCCACAGGCUUCAUUUUUACUUGAAAUUUACCUAUCAAAACAUGCCAAGACUGGAAUGAAAAUUCCUUUGUUUUUUCCUUUGCCAAAGUUGUUCUGGGAUUUAAAACAGUCAUGUAAUGUGAGAGACAUGUUAAAGCCUUUCCUUGUUGUAUUCAAGAAAGAGAUGCAAUUCUCAUGGUUUUGUUAUACAUCAUCAUAUGGAAUUUUAAUUUUGUUUAGGACAGGGUUCCACAUCUUUUUUCAGGCAUAUAAAGUAAGUUGAACCACUUUCUACAGCUCGAGCUUCUGUAGACAGAGAAACACUUUCACAUUCUUUAAAGUGAUACUGCACACAAAUUUGUGCUCUGUGAAGGACUAAAAUUUUACAGCCACCCCUCAAGCCCACAGGGGUUGAGUACUGGGUUGUAUAAGACUCACAAUGAGCCUCCCUCGGUGUGUGUUGUGUUAAGAAACCUGUUUGUUGGGGUGUGACUAACAUCUGCAUGGUCUGAUCAAAUACUGUAAAUGUGCAGAAACGUCAGUAGAAAUGCAUCAGCUCCACUAUAGAUAAUUGAAGUCCAGCGAAUGAAGCCAGCUAGAAAGACAACCUGUUUAAGAGGAAGAUUUCCUAUUUCUAAUUGUUAAUAUUCAAUCAAAGGACCAAGCAAAUAAAUGGGACAUGUCUGAAUGAUUGCAUCUUCAUGAGCUGCAGGAAAUGGGCUGCCAGACACAGCCAUUUCUGAUAAGACUUUCUGCCUCCUGCCUUCAUAACAUCAAAUCUCUUCAAGAUUUGCUGUUCUGUGAGAAAAAAGAAAUGGAAGUGAAGGUCCUUCCCUUCUUGUCAGAAAAGUACUUCAUUAAAGACGUGUUGACAUUGUUUUAUCUACAGGUAGUGAAGACUUAAACAUAUCCAACAAUACUACUACAUUUAAUGUAUUACACUCUUAUUUAUUAGUCCUUUUCUGGUCUAUUUAUUCACAUCAUUGCAUCCAGGUGAAGAGUCCAGCGGCACACAUGCACACUGAUGGGGAAUAUCUUUGUAAAACAGUUUAUGAUCCAACCACUAGAUUGCAUACUUUUCCAGCUUAUUUCAGACAUUGCCAAACAUUCCAUUGUACAUGGAGGAACUACUGUAAACCCACUGUAGAACUCUUUGAAUCUUGGACUCAGUUUUCAUGUACUGCAUCUGUGGUGUGAAAUGAAGGGCUUUGCAUUUAACAUGUUUAUUUUGCUGCUGUGAAAUCAUGGAUAUGUAAUUGAAACAAUAGAACCUGGAGCUUGAAGUAACUGUUUGAAGAUGCACAACAUCUUUGUUGUAUGGAGAUAUUUGUAUUUGUGUGGCCUCCUAAACUGCUGUGUGCAGGGAUAUCUCCAGACAACACGAUACAUUCAUAUUCUAUUAUACUUACAUGCUAUGUAACUAACCCUUAUAUGUUUGGGUAUAACAAUGUGAACCCAGUGUUACAAACAUUCAUAAGCACAAUGUAUGAAAGAUAACUAUUGUCCAAAUGUCUUUGUGGAAUCUUUAAUGUACAUUACUGUCUUGAAAUGGCUGCUCAUCAGUAAAGGUGAGCUGUUGUCAAGGAGGGUGCCUUAUUGUUGUAGUCCAAGUGAUCCAAGUUGCCUUGAUGUGCAUGAUAAACAAACCAUUUAACUGUCCCUUGUGUGCCCGUCCUCUGGUUCCAAGCAGUUUUGCCAUGAGGACAAACACUAUCGGCUUUAAAUGCAAAGUCGGUACCCGAUUCUUUGGCCUCUUAUUCAUUUCAUGUGUCCAACGUUUUAGUUACAGGUUGUUCUAAUGAUGUUAACUGUAGCUGUAAGUGAAAAAAAUGUAUGUGUUGAGUCCAGAGGAGCAAACUCUGCUCUUCUGGCCUCUAUCAUCAACUCUAUCAAACGCUGUGAUUUUUGUUGAACUUCAUGUGCCAGUCUUUACUGAUGCCCUGCAUAGUCAAAUAAAAGCAAAUGUGUCAGACAG
This is a messenger RNA of Epinephelus lanceolatus (giant grouper), 3703 nucleotides long. RefSeq names its product alkaline ceramidase 3 (gene acer3). The record is from RefSeq and is a predicted model, not a curated record. Gene Ontology annotation, cellular component: endoplasmic reticulum membrane. Lineage: Eukaryota; Metazoa; Chordata; Actinopteri; Perciformes; Serranidae. Gene Ontology annotation, biological process: ceramide metabolic process; phytosphingosine biosynthetic process. Gene Ontology annotation, molecular function: N-acylsphingosine amidohydrolase activity.